AGCCCGCGCUUCCCUAUUCUAUCCGAGAUGGUGAGGGACAUCAUGGCUAUCCCUAUAUCGAGCGUUGCUUCUGAGUCUGCAUUUAGCACGGGUAGUCGUGUUUUAUCUAAACUUAGAAGCUCGUUGACUGUUAAUAUGCUGGAGGCUUUGAUAUGCGCUGAGGAUUGGCUCAAAUCUAGUUCGUCGGAUAAAUUUCUCCAAGAUGAAGAAGAUGUGUCUGAGACUGAGUUAGAGAAGGAGUUUGAAUCGGUUUUGACACAACUUGGGAUGAGUGGAGGACAUGGAGUUCGUGGAGAAAGUAGUGGAGAUGUUCCUAGUCAGACAAGCCGAAGUGUCUUACCGUGAAUCCAUUUCUUUGUUGUUUGUGUUGACUGUUGAACUUUUGACUUGUUUUACUUUAUAUUAUGUUAUGUUUGUUGCCUUGUUGGUGGAGUUUAGAUUAAUUUUAUUAGAUUUUUUUAUGGAUUGAAAGUAAUUGACUUAUUAUUGU
Molecule: messenger RNA, 490 nt
Organism: Salvia miltiorrhiza (redroot sage)
Lineage: Eukaryota; Viridiplantae; Streptophyta; Magnoliopsida; Lamiales; Lamiaceae
Exons: 2
Coding region: 28-345 (105 amino acids)
Molecular function (GO): protein dimerization activity
Source: RefSeq, a predicted model, not a curated record